Messenger RNA from Onthophagus taurus, 4151 nucleotides. The record is from RefSeq and is a predicted model, not a curated record. Lineage: Eukaryota; Metazoa; Arthropoda; Insecta; Coleoptera; Scarabaeidae.
GGUUGCACCAAACGGUUAGUCGUUUCGGUUGGCGAACUGGUUCUUUUAGAAUCCAAGUCUUUCAUUGUUAAAACGAUUUUUUAACUGACCAUUUUUAUUUUGAAUAAAAUUUUGUGAUUAGGUGAAACGAGUGAAAAAACGGCUUUACAACAACCGGUAAAGUUACAGCCGUCUUGGGAGGAAGCUAAUUUACCGGAAGAAGAACUCAAUUUUCAAAAGAUGAGUAUGGAUGAGGCUAGUUUACAACUUAAUGCGCCCAAAGAUCGGUAUCAAUUGGUUUAUUGGAUCUUUUUGUUGCACGGAAUUGGUGUGUUGACCCCGUGGAACAUGUUUAUUACAGCAAACGAUUAUUUCACAACGUACAAAUUAAGUUAUGAUUACACCGGUCAAAAUACAACUUAUAGCGACACAUUCUUACAAAAUUUAGGAUUCGCCUCGCAAGUUCCUAACUUAGCCUUUAAUUGGCUAAACAUUUUUGUAGUCUUGGGUGGUAACUUGACAACAAGGAUUGUUUGGAGUAUAUGGGUUGAAGUCAUAAUUUUUCUUUUUACGAUUAUUUUAGCAAUGAUGGAUACAAGCGGAUGGCCUGGAACGUUUUUUUGGCUAACAAUGUGUUCUGUAGUAUUACUCAACAUGAUGAACGGUGUUUAUCAAAAUACAAUUUUUGGUAUGGCCGCAAAACUACCUCCGAAAUAUACAGGGGCUGUAAUUUUGGGUAGUAACAUAAGCGGAACGUUCACUGCCAUCGUUUCCGUCAUUUCGAAAUUGGUUUCAUCGAACCAAAGGAUGGCCGCCAUCUAUUAUUUCAUAACGGCUCUAUUAGUGCUGUUAGUUUGUUUUGAUACGUACUUUGCACUGCCUUUAAACAGAUUCUACAGGCACCAUGAAUUGAAAGAGAAACGGGACGCCGAAUUGCGAAAAGGAAAAGAUACCAAAACUGAAAAAACACCUUAUUUGUUGGUUUUUAAACAAGCUUACCCGCAACUAUUAAAUAUUUUUAUGGUGUUUUUUGUAACGUUAUCUUUAUUUCCCGCAGUUCAAGCACGUAUUUUAAAAAGCGAUGAUAACUUCUUUGUACCUGACAAUUUAUAUUCUGAUGUUACUUGUUUUUUAACAUUUAAUAUUUGUGCUAUGCUUGGUAGUUUUUUUACGAAGUAUUUUACCUGGCCCAAACCAAAAUAUUUAUGGAUACCAGUAACCCUAAGAUUUCUUUAUAUACCUUUUUACCUCUUAUGUAAUUACAAUUUAAAACAGACUCAAAGAACUUUACCAGUUUAUAUAACAAACGAUUGGUUGUAUUGGUUUGUUGCGAUAACGAUGGGUUUAACAAGCGGAUAUUUUAGUUCACUUGGGAUGAUGUAUGCCCCAGGAACGGUUGAACAACGCUACGCUUCAACAGCUGGAAUGUUUGGUGGUGCUGCUUUAAUUACCGGAAUAUUUUGUGGAAUUUGUUCGGCGUACUUAUGGCCAUUAGUUAUUACGCAUAUUGGUGUAUAACAAAAAUGUCUCGUGUACAAUACAGAGUCAGAAUGGGAAGUGAACGUGAAUUUUGGAUAGAGAGCGGCUCUGUAUUGUACACGCAAAUAACAACAACCGCCUAACAGACUGAUAAGGGAAGACGUGAGUGGAUGAAGGUGCUAUGUAACACGGGAACAAUUUUGAGUUAUUCGCGUUUAAAGUUUUUUGUUUGGAACUUUUUACUAUUUAUUUCUUUUAUUUCGUUUUUCAUAUUAUAUAUUCAAUUUAUUUCAACAACAAAAUAUAUUACAGUAUAAUAACUUUACAAAAUGAAGAUAAGUUAAGGAAUUACAAGAAUGAAAGAUGUCAUCUAAAGUAUUUUAUUAUCGCGUAAAAUAUUUUCGUAAUAAUAUUUGUAUUCUUCAUGUACAAAUUGCAACUGUUGUUUCAAAUUCAGUAACUUUUCUUUAGAAAUAUUGCCAUAUUUUUCCGAAACUCUGUCUUGAUAAACACAUAUUUCUGUAGUCUUUUUAUUUUUUAAGCAAUUGACAAUUUCAAAUUCGGUAUUUUCAUCCAGACAUUCCAUGUACCCCAAACUUUUCCACCCUAAUCCACCUGAUACCAUCUCAGGUAAUACAAACAGCGUCUUCAGUCCACGUAAAAAAAUAAGGUUGUUCUUCUUUUGAUAUGAAAUGUAUACCAAAAUUGUAAAAGCACAUCUGUCUCAGAUAGAAAGCCUUAGAUGUGGUUAUUCUUGGCAAAGGCAUGGUUUGUUGCAGAUUCAUGGUGAGAUAACCAAUUUCGUUGUUGCUUUUAGCUUUUAAGCUAUCCUUUUUCUGUUCUUCAAACGCCUUUCUGUACCUCUCUUUAUGUUCUUCAUUGCCGCAAGUGCUGCAAGUGUCGCUCUUAGGUUGUCCAAAAGAUAAAUUAAAUUUUGUAGAAAAAAUGUUGCUAUAUGAACAUAAUUUUACUAUGUACUCUUCUGGAAAUUUUUUGGUGCGACAUACAACCUGUACAUUUUAGCUAUAUUUAGCAGCGGAGAAAGAUACAUCUUAUUAAUAUUUUUAUUCCUUGAAUAAUGUGAUUGUUCGGCAGGAAAUCUUUUUAUGUGGUCAACAAUGGAUUCAACAACUUCAGCUGGCAAGCUGGGCCUUUUAUCAUGGCAGCCUCUUCUGUCUGGACUUGGAGCUACCUCACCUGAUUUCAGCUUUCUCUGAAUAACAGCAACUUUUUUUCUACCAAUGUUGCAACGUUUGCAAACUUGCGUUUGUGUUGCAUUAUAAGUUAUAAAAUAUUUAAAUGAAAACUGUUUUGGAUUUUUAGCUGAAGAUCUAUGGCGCUGAACGGGGCCAAUUUUUAUACUUUUGAAAAGUAAAAUAUUUUUGGAAUUCUGAUUUGACUUGUAGAAACUUUUAAAUAUAUUUUCUCUUGAGUUGACUUCAAACUUCUCAUCGUAAUUUAAUCUGCAACGAUCCGUACACAGUACAUUUUUUAGAUUUGGACUCUUAGCGGCAAUUUCUUUUCCCGUUUGAGAAAUAUAUUUUUCCCCUCGAUCUCUUGCAAUCCUUGCCGUUUCCCUUUUCCACUUACUUGGAUCCCUCUUCCUUUUCAUAGCAAUCGUUUCUGAAGGAAAAAUUAUUUGGGGUAUCUUCUCCCAUUGUGUAUUUAGGUAUGCCAAUACAUUUCCUCCACAUCAACCGGUACUUUGCAAAAAAGUAAGAAUUAAUCUACAAAACAUCUUUAGACGUUUAAAUUACUGCAUAAAACACUUAAAAAGCCAAAAAUCCUAAAAUUCUCAAAAUUGUUACAUAACCCCUUUAUCCACUCGCGUCUUCUAGGAACCAAAAGGGUAUCGCGCAAUAAGAUUCUGGCGCUCAGUUCUUCCACAACAGUAACAAAACAAACACACGGUAGCCUUUUGUAGUAAUAAUAAGGUACCAAAACAUUUAAUAAAAUAAUUGUAGAUGAAGUGCGGUGUAAAAAAUAAGCUACGUUCUGAAAGAAAUAACAAUCAUUGUAUAUAAGUAAAAGUUAUGUUUUUUUUUUAUCAAAAUUAUUGAAUUAAUAAUGCAUAAUUUUAUAAUUUAAUUUAUGUAGCCGUUUAAUAUGUACGGGAUUGACUGCAGUAAAAAUAAAGAUAUAUAUUUCUAUUGUUACUGUUACAAAAAAGAAAUACUUAUGAUAAAAUAAUGUUGAUUAAUGUUUUAGAAUUUUCAUACAUAUAUUCUUCAUAGCUUUUAGCAAUAUUGUAUAAAAUUGAUAACUUAACAUAUUUUUACUGAAGUUAACCUAUGCUUUAAAAAAAGCAAUCUUAUAAAAUAAACCACUGACCAAUACAUCUCUUUAAACAACUAUUUAUACGAUAAUAUCGAACCUCUUCGAAUUUCUACAACGUACACUUAAUCUUUGAACGCAUAACAAAAUAAUAUUUGUUACUCCUAGCUUCGUACAUAAUAUAAGUAUUGUUCCAUAAUUACAAACUGUAACUGUGUAUUUUAUUGUUAAUUUUAAAUCGUAAAAACAAACAUUUUUAUUGAUUUCAUACAAAUAAAAUCAUAAUUGAAAAUAUAUAUACAUACAUAUUAUUUCAUUUCAAUCAAACAGGGUCCAGCUGACCAAAUCACUAACAGAUGUUAAUAAUUGACGAUUGUUUAGAUUAAAAUAAAAGCUCAAAGGCUGUAUAAUGAGGUUUA